Molecule: messenger RNA, 2010 nt
Organism: Lemur catta (Ring-tailed lemur)
Lineage: Eukaryota; Metazoa; Chordata; Mammalia; Primates; Lemuridae
Gene: RTN3
Product: reticulon 3
Exons: 8
Coding region: 1-1068 (355 amino acids)
Biological process (GO): neuron differentiation; brain development; endoplasmic reticulum tubular network formation
Cellular component (GO): neuron projection; postsynaptic density
Source: RefSeq, a predicted model, not a curated record
AUGAGGGGCCGUGCCAUCUCUGCCUCACGGGGCGCGCCCCACCCCGGCGGCGCGCGGGGCGCGGCGGGAGGCCAGUUUCGCCCCUCCUUCCCUGCAGGAGCACGGAGAGACAGUUCUUGCGCCUGCGCCCUGCGCUUCUGCGCGCUUGGGCACCCGCGGGAGGGGCGCCUAUGCGCGUGCGCGCUCGCGCUCGCGCCCUGUCGCCGUGCUCGGCUGAGUCAGUCUGUCGGAGUCUGUCUUUGGAGCAGGCGGAGUGAAGGGACUUCGAAGAGCCAGCUGCCCGAUUAUUCUAUUUCCCCUCCCUCUCUCCCGCCCCACGUCUCUCUUCACCCUUCUCCGGCCCUUGCUCGCAUAGCCAUGGCGGAGCCGUCGGCGGCCACUCAGUCCCCGUCCAUCUCAUCGUCGUCCUCGGGGGCCGAGCCCUCCGCGCCCGGCGGCGCCGGGAGCCCGGGAGCCUGCCCCGCCCUGGGGGCGAAGAGCUGCGGCUCCUCCUGUGCGGUGCACGAUCUGAUUUUCUGGCGAGAUGUGAAGAAGACUGGACUUGUCUUUGGCACCACACUGAUCAUGCUGCUUUCCCUGGCAGCUUUCAGUGUCAUCAGUGUGGUUUCUUACCUCAUCCUGGCUCUUCUUUCGGUCACUAUCAGCUUCAGGGUCUACAAGUCUGUCAUCCAGGCUGUUCAGAAGUCAGAAGAAGGCCAUCCAUUCAAAGCCUACCUGGAUGUAGACAUUACUCUGUCCUCGGAAGCUUUCCAUAAUUACGUGAAUGCUGCCAUGGUGCACAUCAACAGGGCCCUGAAACUCAUCAUUCGUCUUUUUCUGGUGGAAGAUCUCGUUGACUCCUUGAAGCUGGCUGUCUUCAUGUGGCUCAUGACCUAUGUUGGUGCCGUUUUUAAUGGAAUCACCCUUCUGAUUCUUGCCGAACUGCUCGUUUUCAGCGUCCCAAUUGUCUAUGAGAAGUACAAGACCCAGAUUGAUCACUAUGUUGGCAUUGCCCGGGAUCAGACCAAGUCAAUUGUUGAAAAGAUCCAAGCAAAACUCCCUGGAAUCGCCAAAAAAAAGGCAGAAUAAGCAUCUGGAAACCAGAAAUGCAACAGUUACUAAAACAUCAUUUAAUAGUUAUAAUGUUGUUACUUGUACUAUGAAGGAAUAUGCUCAGUGUCAGCUUGAGCCUGCAUUCCAAGCUUUCUUUUUUAAUUUGGUGUUUUCUCCCCUCCUUUCCCUUAACCCUCAGUAUCAAGCACAAGAAUUGUUGGACUUAAAAAGAGAACUUAGAACCCAAAAUAAUAAAGAAAGAAUCAAAUUCAUAGGAUAAGUCAAUACCUUAAUGGUGGUGGAGCUUUUACCUGUAGCUUGGAAAGGGAAAGAUUGGAGGUCAAAGAGAAAAUAAAAGAUAGAACACCAUCUCUUAGGUCCUUCUAUCGAACUUUCAGGACUAGUCUUACUCAGUUUCCCAUUGUAGUUUUGCCCUUGUUUUUAAGUUAAAAAAUAAUGAUUAACUUAAUGAAGAAAUUAUUUGGGGACAGGAGUGUUUUUCCUUCCUUGGGUUUUUUGCAGCCCUUGGAUCCCAUCUUCCUGCCCCACCAUGUGAGCAGCUACUCCUAAUAUUCCUCUUCUUCAUUUAAUGAUAUAACUUUCAACUCUGUGAAUAACUUAGAGGUGACAGUGGUAAUUCCUGAUUCCCAGAAUGCCAUCUGAUUACAAAAGAAUUGAAACAGAAAGUAGGGUCAAAGAGGGAGUUACAGGAGCACUGAGGUGCCCUAACUCCACCUGGGGAAGGACAGCUCCACCAUUUGGGAAGGCGGUUUCUGUGUCUGUUCUCUUGGACACCAGUUCUGAGGCUUAGUUUGAGAACUCAUUCCCAAAUGUGCUUUCCUCCCUCUCCUCUAUCCACCGCACCUCAAGUUUAAUAAAUAUGGUCGUACUUUUCUUAUUAUGAAAUAAAUGUCUGUAACUGCUGUACACUGCUGUAAACUUGUUAGAGAAAAAAAUAAUCUGCAUGUGGGCUCCUCA